Messenger RNA from Prorocentrum cordatum, 5889 nucleotides. Lineage: Eukaryota; Dinophyceae; Prorocentrales; Prorocentraceae. The record is from the annotation of a GenBank genome assembly.
GACAAAAAAGACAGCAAGGACGACAAGAAGGAGGAUAAGCCAGCCGCCGCCAAGUACACCACGCGCACGGUGGUAUUGGCGGACGGGACCUACGGUACGGAGAACGUCUACGAGGGCGGCGCGCCGGAGGACACCCAGGAGGAGCAGAAGGCAGAGAGCAAGAAGUCGUCGCCGCUGCGGACGCUGCUGCUCGGCGGGGACUUCCUCCUCUCGGCCAUGCUCGGCGUGUCCUUGACGAAGCUCUGCAUGAAGGCCAGCCUCCCGGCUGCGACCACGAACGAGGUGCUCCUCCUGAUCGUGAAUCUGUACAAGCUCGUGAGGCAGCACACGUGCGGGGGCGAGAAGACGGACAGCGCGGUCCGCCUGACGCAGUGCAUCCGCGCCCUCCUGGUGGAGGGCGGCAACGCGCUGGAGGCGAGCCACAGCUGCGCGGCCGCGCUGCUGAAGGCCGAGUGGGCCUCGAACCACGGGCGGUCGCAGCUGACCAAGGUGCUCGAGCUGGCCUCCCAGAAUGCGGAGUGGGCUCUAGGCCAGGAGGCCGAGGUUGAGGAGAAGAGUGUUGGUCCCGACGAGUGCAUCGUGUUCCGGCAGCUUCGCGAGCGGAAAGGUGGAGGCGCUGUGGACAGCAUCGACGACGAUGACGACUUCGGCGCCGCCCGCGGCAAGUCCGUGGCGGGGCAGGCCGCCGCGGACGGCGCCCUCUUCGCGGAGCGGCUGGCCAAGGUGCAGCAGAUGACGGGCCUGGCGGACCCCGUGUACGUCGAGGCGUUCCUGCAGGUGCACUCGUUUGACCUCGUGCUGGAGUUGCUCAUUGUUAACCGAACACAGGACACGCUCCAGAAUGUCGCGGUGGAGCUCAGCACCCAGGGCGACCUGAAGCUGGUCGACCGGCCACCGGUGCCUGCACCGUGCGUGGUUGCGGCCGCAUCGGCCAGCGGGGUGGCGCAGGUAGGACAGCAGAUCGCAGCCAUGGAGGCGCAGCCGCUGGCCCAGCAUCAACAUAUUGCGGACCUGCUAGCGACAGUGCAGCAGCUACAAACGCAGCAACGGCAGCAGCAGCAACAGGCCCAACCAGCGGCACCAGUAAUGCGCAUCGCGCAGCGCUUCGAGGGCGUGCUGGACGCCAAGAUCAUAGGGAAGGUCAAGCAGUUCGAUGGGACCAGAGGCGGCUGGUCAACCUGGGGGUUUCAUUGGAGAGCGUACAUGGUGGCCAAUGAUCAGCGCUACAGGGAGUUCUUCGACAAGCUAGACGAGAAGAACCUGGAACACCUGGACGACGCCAAGAAUGCCACCAUGAGUGUCGAUGGUGUGGAUUGGGAAGACCUCUCGACACAGCUCUACUACAUGCUGGUGCUGGCGAUGCCAGAGGAUUCCGCGGGAGAGACCAUCAUGCGCAACGUGUUGCACAGUGAGGGUGGUCAAGCUUGGGUGCGCCUGAAGGCCGAUUUUGCGCCCAACGAGCCUGGCAACGUGGUUGCGCGCGUGAGGCAGCUGAUGUCCACGCAGUGUCCGACGAACGCGGGCGCGGCCAACGAGAUAGAGAAGCUGGGUCUUGAGAUCAGCAAGUGCGAGAAGGCGGCCGGCGAGCAGGUGAGCGACAAUAUCAAGGAGGGGAUCUUGCUCGGCGCGCUGCAGAACGAGAGUGGCUUGCAGAAGCAUGUCUUCCGCAACCUUCGCAACCUCGCCACUUACCUCGAGGUGAAGGAUGAGGCCCUGAGUGCCCUGAAGGCCCAGCGUAGCUUCGGUGGCGACCCGAUGGAGAUCAAUGCGUUGAAAGGGGAGUCGAAGGGACAAGGAAAGGGCAAGGGCGACAAGGACACAGACAAGGGCAAAAACAAGUUCGAGCCGAAGGCGAAGGACAACCCGAAUCACCCGGGGAAGUGGUGCAGUCACUGCGAGAAGCCGAACCACGCCAAGGAUGGCUGCCGCAAGUUCAAGCGCGAGACGGAAGCCAAGGCCGAGGCAAAGAAGAAGGCCAAGGAUGAGAAGAAACAGCGGAGGGCCACGGCAGCAGCACUUGCCGCGGCGGGAGCUCAGGGACCUCACGGAGCUCAUCAUUCGCAAGACCAGAUCACCAACCCGAGCUCGCAGACGUUGACACCCAACACAGUGUACGCGAUGACGCAGCUGACAGGGCCAAGUUCAUCGGGAGCAACGCCGACGGCGAACACGCUCCCCACGAUGCCGCUAGGAAUGCGAGGGGCCAACGGUCUCUUCGCAGAUCAGGACACGAUCCAGCCGAAGUACAUAUUUGCCUUGUCGGUGGAGAUGUCGAAGCAGAGGUCGAGGUCCGCAGAGCACGACAAGGGCUACGAGCUCGCCAACUCGCGCACCUCCAAGCUGCAGGCCAUCGACGGCACGCAGGUCCAGCACUACGGCAGGACGGGCGCCCGACACAAAACGGGUCGGGACGUGAUCCAGAUCUCGGCGGAGGCCGCCGACGUUGAGUUCCCCGUGCUGUCUUCCGACGCGAUCACCAAGCAGGGCAAGUCGGUCAUCCACCCCCCCUUGGGCGACUGGAUCGUAGACAGUCCGAUCUCACCUCCGACGGCAGCGAGGUCGAUCAAGCUGACGAAGGAUCGAGGCACGUGCUACCUGGAGUACGACGAUGCUGGACAGCGGGGCCAUAGGCAAACGCGCGAAUACUGCGAGGAGGUCGGCGACGAGCAGCUAGGUGAGCAGCUGUGCAUCGGUGCGACGCGCAAGACCCUGCCAGCGCAGGUGCCAGACGCGCAGGACCGACAGCAGCUGCCGACGGCGCUUGGGCCAGACCCCAGCGAUAACGUCACCCUGAAGGCGAAGGAACUCUCCAGGCCAGGACAACCCUCGGCGGAGGAGAGGAGAGCUCACGUAGCACAUCAUCUUCCUUUCAGGUCAUGGUGCAGCGAGUGCGUCAUGGGCCGCGGGAAGGACGCCCCCCACGAGAUGAGCUCAGAGCAGAAGAAGGAAGGCGAGUACCCCGUUGUGGAGAUGGGCUUCUUCUUCGCGGCCACGGACGAGAUCGCCAGGAAGCACCCCAUGAUAAAUGGCUACGUCGUCAAGGUUGUUGACUUUUGGAAGCUAGAGCAGAAGGAGCGGGGAGAGAUGCCCGCGAUCCUGAACGUCGCGGACUGCAGGUCCAACGCGUCUGCCACGCUGUUCGGCUCCAAGCAGAUGGGUGACUGCAAGGCGCACUACGUCGCCAAGCUCGUCGACAGCUGGGGCCACGCGACUGUGAUUCUGCUCACGGAUGGCGAGAACGCAAUCGUUGCCGUGGCGGAGCAGGUGAAGCAGCUCAGGUCGCACUCUACGACCAAGCUAGGCUGCAAGCUCGAGCUAACGGACUCCAUCCUCGCCUUCCUGGCCAACACCGUCGGCUGGUACAUCGCGAGGUCCCAGCCGAGGAGCCGCGGGGGAUCCAGCUACAAGUACCUCGUCGGGCGAGAGUAUGCUGGUGAGGUCGCGGAGUCGGAGUUCGAUGGCCAGCGCCUGGUGGUGGACCUGCAGCGGGGCCUCCUGAAGGUGCGCGCGGUCCGCCGCAUGCCCGAGGAGUUCCGUUGGAACGCCGAGCUUGUCAAGCAGAUCGACAGAGUGAAGUCGACCAUCAGGAAGUCCAUGUAUAUCACCGAGAACAUGCUGAACACGUAUGGCCCGACGGACAACUGCCCCAAGUGCUCCUACGGAAAGGGCCAGCACAGUGACCAGUGCAGGCAGCGCUUCGAGACGAUCGCGCAGGAGAGGCUGGAGGCGAAGCUCUUGGAGGAGACCAAGGGCGGACCUGUCCAGGAGGCCGCCGAGCCGAACAAGCGACAGCGGAUCGGCGCCCUGGUGAAGGCACCCGAGGUGGUGGUCCUCGCUGGUUUCUCGGUCUGUGAGCUGGCAGUCUGCGAGGAGGACGACGACCAGGGGGAGGGUCCGCCUUGGGACAUGAUCCCGAAGGCUGCUGAGCGGCGCGACGGCCUGUGCGAGGGCCAUGUGGGGCGCUGCGCUUACCGACGCGAUCACGACGGAGAGUGUGCGUGCAGGAGGUGCCUCAUUGGAGCUGCCAAGAAGCUCAACCCCGACGCGGAGGUCGUGGCUAGCCUGUGCGCGUUGUGGUCGAGACGUCUGACAGCUGAACAGUGCGACUGGAGCCAGGAGCCCGAGCUUGCUGCGAAGAUCCAUUACGAUUACUACACUGGAGAGCCCCUUGACGAAGUCAAGUACCAGAAGGGCAAGGCAGAUGAACUCCAGGCCAUGGCCGAGUACGGCGUGUACCGCAAGAUCCGCAUCGCCGACUGCGUGCCUGGAGGCAAGCACGUGGGAGGAAUUCCCAUUGCUCACGAGAAGGCGGGCGGGGUGCGUUGGCGCUGUGUGGCGACCGAGGUGGCCCAUCAGCAUCGCGAGGACAACCGCCAAGGCACACCGCCGCUGGCGAUGAUCCGAUCGAUCCUGAGUUUAGCCGCCAGCAGGCCAGACAAGGACGGGGGGCACAGACGGUGCAUCCGCAUCUGGGAUGUUCGCAAGGCGUUCUUCAACAGCGACCUGCACGAGAAGAUCUACGUUCACCCAGGGAGCGAGCUCUGCGAGCGAGGCUGCUGCUGGGAGUUGCUCAAGGCGCUGUGCGGGACCCGCCUGGCUAGCCAGUUGUGGGGUGAGAACCUGGACGAAGUCUUGAGCACGGAUUACGAGAUCACCUCAUCUCCCCCGCUCGGUCCUGGACAUCCUGGAGUGGCCCGCUACCUCAAGCGCAGCUGCGUCCAUGCCGACCAGCUGCCCGAGACACUGCUGCCAGGCUUCUUCUGGCAUGCCGACCCGAAGCACGUUUCGGAGAUCAUCAAGUUCGGUUCCAAGGAGGGCGCGAAGAUGGUCGACGCGCCUGGCACCAGGGCGAUAGGAGCUCAGCUACGCAACGCACUGGGCCCGAUGCCCACGGCUGAGUGGCGCAAGACGGCAUCAGCAGGAGGAUUGACACUCUACUUGGCAGCAGAUCGGCCAGAUAUCAUGUUCGCGAGUAAGACCACCAGGCAAGACGUGAGCAAGCCGAGCUACCAGAUGAACGCGAGGCUCAUGAGGUUAGCACGCUACUCGGAGGGCCAUCAGGUUCUGGUCUGGUGCUACGAGCUGCAGGAGCUUCCGAAGAUCCUGAGAGCUGACGGGGAUGCCGACUGGGCAGCUCCAACAUCCGUGGCGCGGAAGAGUACAUCUGGCGGAUUCGUGAAGGAGGACACUCGCAAGAUGGUGGCGGACAUCCUGACCGAGUACGUGGAUAAGGACAGCAUGGCGACGCACCUGCAUGAGCUGAACCUGAGGAUGGCACGGGCCCCGAUGAUCGUCGCCACCCUGGCGAUGAACUCUGGGGUGGCGAGGGCCGAGGAUCAAUGCGUGACGAGUCUGGAGAUCGAGAAGCAGACGCUGGAGCAGUCAGAGCCUUUUCCCUGGCUGCUGCUCAGCUUGGCAGUGGUGCUGUGCUCCGUAGCUUACCUCGUCGGCUGGCACAUGGGUAGGCGCAAGGCCGUCGCUCGGACAGUUGAGGAGGGCCCAAGAGUGGCCAUGGUAGGCAGGAACUGGACACCGCAUGGAGGACUUUCCGAGCUGAAGGUGCACCCGAACCUCGAUGACAAGAAGCAGAUCACGAGGGAGGUUCACCGCCUGUACGGUGCUUACACUGUUGACGAGCUGAGGGAGCUGCUAGGCAGGCGUGGCCUGGUGCUGAAGAGGGGCUACACCAAGAAGGAGGAGCUCAUCGAAAAUGCCAGGGACACCAGCCCGACGGAGAUGCAUAUUCUCACCCAGCUGACGAUGGAGUUGAAAGACCACGGGAUCGACGUGAAGUGGCGUGCUCGCAUGCUUGCGAGCGGGGAUGACAUCAAUAAUAUGAUCACCACCACCACGGAGGUCGUGGACCGCCUGCGAGAGCUCCUCCGCUGA